CAUAAAGUCAUUAUUCUUUCUUAACAAAGCGUGACAAGUAUAAAAUUGAACUUAUUUUUGGCAAGAAUUAAAUUAACAUCAUGUCGGCUUUAAAUGUAAAUGAUAUCUCUUUUGAAGAAAAGCAGUUAUUUGUUCCCAGUUUGGAUGAGGUUAAAACAGUCCUUGAAGGUGCUCUUUUAAAGAAUUUUGAUGAUGUUCAUGUUGAAGUAGUGGAUUGCCCAAAUCUAUCAAAAUCACCUUAUGAUUUGGUUGAUACUGGUCUUUGUGGUUCUCCAUCAUUACUUGAAGUUGGUGGACCACCAUUUUUGCUACCUCUUGUCCAAAGGAACAAAAUAUAUGACCUUAAAAGCCUAAUCAAAAAAUGCUAUCCCGAUGCAAAAUCUAGCAUUUUAGCUAUUGGUGCUGGAGCUGGUCCAUUUCCUAUUCGUGGAACCAACUGCGAAGGUAUCUACAACAUGAAGCUUGCAGCAAAUGGAGAUGUCAUCAACAGCAGCUAUACAGCUAAAGUUCAUGGUCCAAAUGAGGAAUGUGUGUUGGAGAAAGUACCUCCAACAGAGACAAGAAGUGCACUUUUACUUAAUCUGUUCCUCAGUCAAGGAAAACCUGGCAAAGUACUAAAAGUUGUGUGUCACAAACGCAAGGGAAAGGAGAAUUUUGUGGAAUGCAUGCGUUUGGGUUUGGAGAAAAAUUAUGGUGAAAAAUGUGUAGGAAUGGGAGGAAUAUUUCUAAUAAAGAAUGGCCAUGUUCAUCAGCACGUUAUGCGUGAUUUUUCCAAGACCCCAAUUCAUACAGACGAAGAUGUAAAUAAUUGGCUCAAGUUCUAUAAUAUGCCUGCUCAAUUGAAUGCAGUUGGAACUUUAGUUACUCAUGAAAAUGAUAUGGACUUGCGUCUACAACAUUUCCAUAGUUUUUCAUCGUCUAAUUGGGGUGGUCAUUAUCAUUAUGAUACAACACCAGAUACUAUAGAAUACGAGGGUUACUUCAACAUUGCUGAACGAAUUAUUCGAAUUGAUAAACCAACUGUAACACACAAAGUUGGCAGGGAUUAGUUUGGAAAUAAUUUUUAUUUUAAAAUUAAAAAAUGAAAAUUAUAAUAAUUAAUUUAAUUAUUAAACUUUAAUAAUUUUUUUGUACAUUAAUAAAUAAUGAAAUGAGUUUCUUUUGGAAAA
Messenger RNA from Episyrphus balteatus (marmalade hoverfly), 1169 nucleotides. Its product is annotated as ester hydrolase C11orf54 homolog. Bases 81 to 1049 code for a protein of 322 amino acids. The record is from RefSeq and is a predicted model, not a curated record. NCBI's taxonomy places the organism in Eukaryota, Metazoa, Arthropoda, Insecta, Diptera, Syrphidae. Gene Ontology annotation, cellular component: nucleus. The transcript is spliced from 5 exons. Gene Ontology annotation, molecular function: zinc ion binding; hydrolase activity, acting on ester bonds.